AUGGCCGAGAGAGUGACUACGAAAGAAGCUCUCAAGAAACUCGAUGCUCAACUCGAAUGCUCCCUUUGUCUCGACACUUUCAAGCAGCCGAAACUUUUGCCUUGUUUUCACGUGUUUUGCAAGUCCCCGUGUCUGGAGAAACUAGUGACCAAGGAUGGACGCUCCCUCACUUGUCCCACCUGUCGACACAUUGUCCCACUGUCAGAGAGGGGAGUGGCUGGACUGCAAUCAGACUUCCACAUCGACCACUUGUUUGAGAUACAAGAUGCUUUCAACAAGGCUGAAGACGACAAUGAUAGAAACUGUGGCAGCUGUGAAGAUGGCAAAGCCACGGGAUACUGUAACGACUGUGGGGACUUUUUGUGUAACGAGUGUCAAGCUGCUCAUAAGAAAAUGAAAUAUCUACGGAGUCAUAAACUAAUUUCGCUGGAUGAACUCAAAGCUCAAGUGACUAGCCUGGUUCCCCCCAAGAAAGCCGUCCCCCAUUGCCCCAAGCACUUGGACAAUGCCCUCAAGAUAUACUGCGAUACCUGCUCCACUCUCAUUUGCACAGACUGCACCAUUCGUCUCCACAAAGACCACAACUACGACCUGGUGGCUGAUGUGCUGACCAAGCACAAGGAAGAACUUGUCUCCAGUCUCAAACCAGUCAAAGAGAAGCUUGGCAGUGUACAACGAGCUCUGCAGGACUUUUACACAAGAGUCAAGGCAAUCCACGAUCAGAGGGCCGCGAUUGAAGCCAACAUCCACAAGGAGAUUGACGAACAACAUCGACUGUUGGACCAACGAAGGGCAGAGCUUGUGGGAGAGCUAGAGAUGCUGACUCAGCAGAAGCUGAAGGAUCUGGCGGCACAGAGGGACCAAGUGGAGAUCACUCAGGUGAAACUGACCAGCUGUCUGGAGUACGCUGAGGGGGGUCUCAAAACAGGCACAGACGGUGAAGAGAUGGUCUGA
Messenger RNA from Halichondria panicea, 954 nucleotides. Its product is annotated as tripartite motif-containing protein 2-like. NCBI's taxonomy places the organism in Eukaryota, Metazoa, Porifera, Demospongiae, Suberitida, Halichondriidae. Bases 1 to 954 code for a protein of 317 amino acids. The record is from RefSeq and is a predicted model, not a curated record. Gene Ontology annotation, molecular function: zinc ion binding. The transcript has 2 exons.